Messenger RNA from Knipowitschia caucasica, 3297 nucleotides. The record is from the annotation of a GenBank genome assembly. Lineage: Eukaryota; Metazoa; Chordata; Actinopteri; Gobiiformes; Gobiidae.
AUGAGAGAAUCUGACCGUAGACAGCCCCUGCACCACGAUAGCAACAACAAACAGAGAAGUGGUGCAAGAGGAAGAGGUCCGAUCUUAAGGAGUCACCUGGAGGCUCCUUCAGCCCUCUUUCCGUGGGAGCACAGGGCACCGGGGCAGAGCGUCUUCUCACGGCAGCUGCUCCAGCACUCAAGCCUGGUCCAGCUCAGUCCAGCCUGCUCCGAAUCCCUGGACAGGAUACUCAAUACUGUGGACGUGAGGAAUAUGACAGCUGAGACUCUUAACUUCGGCCCAGAAUGGCUCCGUGCACUGUCCAGUGGGGGGAGUGUGACGUCUCCCCCUCCCUCCCCUGCCAUGCCAAAGUACAAGCUGGCCGAGUACCGCUACGGCCGCGAGGAGAUGUUAGCACUUUAUAUCAAAGACAACAAGGUCCCUGAGGACAUGCAGGAUAAGGAGUUCGCUGCUAUUCUGCAGGAUGAGCCCAUGCAGCCGCUGGCACUGGAGCCUCUCACUGACGAGGAGCAGAGGAACUUCUCGUUGUCGGUGAACAGUGUGGCUGUGCUGAGACUCAUGGGGAAAGGCGUGGGGGGGGUCGCCCCAACUGGAGCAGUCAGAGGGAGGGGGGCCACACGAGGGAGUCGAGGUCGUGGCAGAGGAGAAGUUGGGUUUUACCAAAGAAGUGUUGAAGAGACGGAGGUGGGCUUCGGUCGCAGUGUGAGAGAGAUCCAUCGCAGUCAGAGCUGGGACGACCGGGGUGAGCGUCGCUUUGAGAAGCCUCUGAGGAGAGAGGUGGGACGGCCAGGCUUUGAGGAGCCUGUAGCGCCCCCUGCUGCUGGGAGGAAGGAGUUUGCAAGGGCUGACAGCGAUAACUGGCGCACUCUCCGAGAGGAGCAGGAGGAGGAGGAGAUGGUGAUGGUGGAGCCAGGACAUAACUGGAGACUGGCAGGAGGUCGCAGAGAAGAUGGCGCUCCUCGCUCAGCGGGAUGGCGGGAUCACUCUGGUCCUGGAGACGGGCGCAGGAGGAAGUUUGACUUUGACUUCCAUGAAGGUCACGGAGGUCGACGGCGAGCGGGUAGCGACGGCCCUGACGAUGGUGACGGUCUCCCUGAGUGGUGCACGGAUGAAGAGGACGGAGAGAUGGGGACGUUUGACUCUUCUGGAGCAUUCAUGGUCAUGAAGAAAUGCGGAAAAGAUUCCAUCCUGGAGGAAGAGCUGGAAUUCAAAGGAAUCGAAGAAGACGAGGAGCUGGAGGAAGGCUUUGAGGAGCUGGAGAAGAGCAGUGAAGCCUCAGAGCGGAGCAAAGCAGCCCUGAAUGGUGUAGAGAAGGCAGCGUCUCCCCCGGUGUCUCCCCCUCGCCUCAGCCCUCUGCUGCAGGAGCCUCAACCCAGUGGGGGGGCCCCUGGGAUGGACAAUGGCCUCUGUAUGAAGCCGAGCGGCACAGACCAAGAUGUGUCUCUGAUGGCCGACCCCAAAGGUCAUCUCUCAUCAAACCCCCUGCCCCCUCCUCCAACCUCCUCUGCACCUCCUCUGCCCCACACGGGAGGAGGAGACCCGGAGGACGACGAAGGCAUGAAGCAUCUGCAGCAGGAGGCAGAGAAGAUGGUGGCCUCUUUGCAGGACACGUCCCUGGAGGAGGAGUGCUUCACUCAGGCACUACAGCAGGAGAGUCGUAACACAGCCUCAGCUCUGCCCCUGUCCCAUGAAGCUGCCAUGAAGUGGUUCUACAAGGACCCACAGGGGGAGAUCCAGGGCCCAUUCAACACUAUAGAGAUGUGUGAGUGGUUCCAGGCUGGUUACUUCACCAUGACUCUCCUGGUGAAGCGCGGCUGUGACGAGGGCUUUCAGCCGCUGGGUGACGUCAUCAAGAUGUGGGGGCGCGUACCUUUUGCCCCUGGGCCCUCACCCCCUCCACUGUUGGUGAGACAGCCUCCCCCACCACAGCGCUCUCAAUCCAGCCGGAGCUCUGCUGGGACCGUGGAUCAGGAUCGACUGAAGAAGCAGCAGGAGAUUGCAGCAGCAGCAGCUCUUUAUCAGCAGCUGCAACAGCAGCAACUGUUUCAGCUCAUCAACAGAUGCAGUGAUGGUAUGAUGCCUUCGAUGAACAGGUCGAUGUCGGUGCCAGACACAGGGUCCAUGUGGGACAUGCAUACCUCAGCUUCACAGCCUUCAGGCGGUGAGGCCAGUCUUUGGGACAUAACAAUGAAUCCUUCGACUCAGGGUCCAACUCUUGAACAGCUUCAAAAACUCCAGGAGAGGAGAGAGGCUGAACUCAGGGCUAAGCGCGAGGAGGAAGAGCAGCGGAAACGCAGAGAGGAGAAAAGGAGGCAACAGGAGGAGCAGAAGAGAAGGGAGGAGGAGGAGGCCUUCAGACGCAAGCAGUGUCGGCAGCAGCAGGAGCUGAUCCUGAAGCUGCUGCAGCAGACUCCUCAGAGCAGUGGUUGGGGAUCAGCGCCCCCUUCUGGUCUGUCCAAGUCUAAACCCUCUGCUCUCACACUGUUGGAGAUGCAGCAGAGAGCACAGCAAAGGGACCGCCAUUCCGGAAUGUCAAUGGGAAACUCGUCAAUGGGAAACCAGUGGAUCGAGGGCAUGGGGAUGUGGACCGGUGCAGGGUCCAUGGACGGGAAGUCUGCGAGUGGUGGCUCUGGGGGGGGCUCAGGGGGGGGUAUGGGCAUGUGGGACGAGGCUGUGAAGAACCAGAGUCGCUCCAACUCCAACAACAUGGGCCUAAAGAACAGCCGCAGCAGCCCUUCCCUCAGUGAACAGUACAUGAUGCGUAGGAAGCGCACAGACGAUGAGGAAAAGCUGCUGAAGCUGCUGCAGGGAAUGAAGCCUCAGGACGGAUUCACCACAUGGUGUGAACAGAUGUUACAUGCUCUGAACACAUCUGCAAACAACUGCUCUUCUCUAGAUGUAGCCACUAUUGUGGCCUACCUUAAAGAGGUGGAGUCUCCGUAUGCAGUGCUGGACUUUAUCCGGUCUUAUCUUGGGGACACAGUGGAAGCCAAAGAGUUUGCCAAACAGUUCCUGGAGCGACGUGCCAAACAGAAAGUCAACCAGCAGAGGCAGCAGCAGCAGUUAUCAAAGGAAAUGGCGGGGCUGAACUUCCCUCUGCAGGAAUCGAUGAGAGGCUUGAACCCAAACACGCUGCAGUCCAUGUUCCAGUCAAGCCACAAGUCUGUGUAUGACCAGAAGAUGAAGAAGAAACAGCCCCUGAUGCUGCACUCGGACCCCAGCAUCUUAGGGUACUCAUUCCACACUGCAGGGGACUGUCUGUCCAUGGGCGACCUGGAGAUGGUGGAGGAGUACUGA